This is a messenger RNA of Rangifer tarandus platyrhynchus (Svalbard reindeer), 642 nucleotides long. NCBI's taxonomy places the organism in Eukaryota, Metazoa, Chordata, Mammalia, Artiodactyla, Cervidae. The record is from the annotation of a GenBank genome assembly.
AUGCUUGCCCCCAUUCCAAGUGCCACCAAGGUCCAGCUCAAGGCACUUUGCCCCAGGGUAUCUUGUACCCCAGGAAAGAAGAUCCACUUGGCCAGGCCUGAGUCCAGGGCAUGGUUGCCAGGGCAUGGCUGGCUGAGUACCAAGGACUUCCUAGAGAAAGUGCAGGACUUUGAGAGAGGAGAGACGUCCUGCCAGCAGCUGCUAAAAUGCCGGGGGCGGGGCGCCGGGCGGGCGCGGCGCUAUUUCCAUCCUCGCCGGAGGCUCCGCUCGCACUUCGCUGGGAGCCUUCCUGGCGCGAGAACCGGAUCCAGCGGCGCUGUGAGGAGAGGAGACGACGGCGGCGGGAGGCGGGAGGGGGGCGGACCGGAGCCGGGGACAGAGGAGGAACACGCCGCCGUGCCCUCUCCCUCUUCUGCGCGCUCCGGUGGCCGGCCCCGCGCCUGUCGCCUCGCCGACCGCACGGGGCUUCGCUCGGAGCAGGAGGAGACGCCGGGCCCGAGCCGGGGCGGAGGUCCUGCAGCCCGGGCGCCCCGGAACGGAGGAUUCGCAGUGGAGGACCGCGCCGGGGCUGGAGCCUCCCGCGGCCCCGAAAUCGCCGGCUGCGCCAGACCUGGCCUGAUGGACGCCCGGUGUGGACAAUGA